UAUCAUCUCAACUUUUCACAUUCUCUCAAGUAUUCAACUUAACUUCCUUGCAAAACCUUUGACAUUAUCUCAUUUCUUCCUAUUUCUUUAGAGACACAAAUACAAGAAUGGGAUUUAGAUUUCCAAGCAUAGUUCAUGCUAUUCAAAGACCCUUUUCAAGUUCAAAAGAUGUUCCAAAAGGGUAUUUGGCUGUUUAUGUUGGAGAAAACAAAAUGAAGAGAUUUGUGAUCCCUUUAUCAAUUUUGAACCAGCCAUCAUUCCAAGAAUUGUUAAGUCAAGCUGAAGAAGAAUUCGGAUUCGAUCAUCCAAUGGGAGCUCUUACCAUUCCAUGCCCAGAAGAUACAUUCAUUGAUCUCAUUUCAAGAUUAAAUGCCUAAUGAUUGGCAUUAUUACACACUGAUUAUAUAUUAUUGUUGACUAUUUUUAACAAUAAUGAUUGUUACAAUUUUGCAAUAUGGCAAACUAUGCCAAAUGCUAUGUAUAUAUUUUUCCUUGGGGAUCAACAAAAAAGUUGUACUCCCUAAG
Molecule: messenger RNA, 525 nt
Organism: Cannabis sativa
Lineage: Eukaryota; Viridiplantae; Streptophyta; Magnoliopsida; Rosales; Cannabaceae
Product: auxin-induced protein 15A-like
Exons: 1
Coding region: 108-377 (89 amino acids)
Biological process (GO): response to auxin
Source: RefSeq, a predicted model, not a curated record